Cladophialophora carrionii CBS 160.54 is the source of this 1482-nucleotide messenger RNA. RefSeq lists its product as uncharacterized. NCBI's taxonomy places the organism in Eukaryota, Fungi, Ascomycota, Eurotiomycetes, Chaetothyriales, Herpotrichiellaceae. The transcript is spliced from 3 exons. Gene Ontology annotation, molecular function: dipeptidyl-peptidase activity; serine-type exopeptidase activity. Gene Ontology annotation, biological process: proteolysis. The coding region runs from base 1 to 1482 and encodes 493 amino acids. The record is from RefSeq and is a predicted model, not a curated record.
AUGCCGAUCGACCACUUCCACAACAUCUCCCGCUACGCCCCGCACACGAAUGCCACUUUCCAGCAGCUCUACUGGGUCGACACGAGCAACUACGCCCCAGGAGGGCCGGUGAUAGUACACGCCAUGGGCGAAGACAGUCCCAGCGUCGAUCUCGUGUGGCUGCAGAAGGGACUUUUACACAAGAUCGCCAAUGCGACGGGGGGAGUUGCGGUGCUGUGGGGUCAGAGAUAUUACAGUGGCGGCUUCGACAUCGUCCCCAACCCGCCGUACACGACCGAGAACCUCCGCUUCCACAGCACCGAGCAGGCGAUGGCAGACCUUGCCUACUUCGCCCAGCGGGCGACAUUCGUGGGGUUGGAAGACAGGGACCUCACCGCGCCUGGCACUCCUUGGAUCGUACUCGGCGGCUCGUACGCUGGCCUCAUAUCUGCCUUUACGCGCAUCCAAUACCCGGAUCUCUUCUGGGGCGGGCUGACCUCCUCCGGAGUGACCACCGGGCUGAUCGAUGACUGGCGGCGCUUGGACGUGGUACGGCGACACGGACCUGCAAACUGUGUUGAAACAAUCCAACAACUGACCAAUCUGAUGGACAACGUCUAUACCAGCGGUAACAAGACAGCUAUGUCCGAGUUGAAGACUGCCUUCAAUGUUUCACAGGCAUCGACUUAUCCCGAUAUUGCAUUCCUCUUGGGGGGGGCACUGGGGGAUUGGCAACAAAGUUGGGAUACCGAACCAUUUCCAUUCAACGGCCCGGGCUCCUACUGCAGCAUGCUGACUUCACAAACCUCGCCCUCCUCGGCCGGCCCCUCCCUGCAAUCGACAGCGCAAUCCCUCCUCUCCUACGCCAACGAGACAGCAACGCCCAACGCAACAUCACUCUACCGCCCGCUUCUCAACCUCUUCUCCUAUUUCCGCAGCACCUAUACUUUCUGCGCCGAACGCACCGUAGCAGACUGCCUCGCCCUGGGCCAUGCGUCCCCUUUCAACUGGCUCGUCUGCACCGAAAUGGGCCAGUUUAAUACAGGCUAUACUCCAGGCACACCGGGGCAUCCGCACGCCUUACCCCUCGUCUCUCGCACACUAACGCCGGCGUAUUUCCUGGAUCGGUGUCACAGGACGUACAACAUCAGCUACGAUCCCGUACUGGAGCGCCUGAACAAGUACGGCGGCUUCAACCUGAGCUAUCCCCGUCUGGCCAUCUCGACCGGCCAACUAGAUUGGUUCCGUACCGUAGGUCCGCUGGCCGAGUUUCUCGAGGACGGGACGCCGAAUCCCAGGUUAAAAAGCAACGGGACGGUCAGCGAACCGCAGAUCGUCAUCGAGGGGGCGUUUCAUUUGUGGGAUUUCUCAGGCGUAUUUAAGAAUGAGACCAUCGAGGUACCGGCGGCAGUCGAGGAUGCGCAGAACAGGGAGUUGCAAGCGGUGCAGGCGUGGUUGAGAGAGUGGAAUCAGACGCAUGCAAGUCGUGAUGUCCCAAGGUGA